UAACACUUCAUUAUUGAGCUCAUAAUGCAUUGCUAAAACAACCACACUCUUAGUCACCAUCAUCCAUUCAGCCAAACAGAUAACUCUGGAUUCUUCCCGAUAACAAUUGGACUAAUGAAGCCUCAAGGGCUCCCCUGGUUGUCGGUGAUGGUACUCCUGCUGUCUUUGCCAUGCUCAUUUUUGCUAGACAUGAAAACAUUUAUUCUUGACUACUCUUCAAGAAACCUUUCUGCUGUUCCUCCUGAUCUGCCACCAUCUACCCAAUGCCUGGAUCUGUCUCAGAAUCGAAUUUUGACCAUAAAUAAACAUGACUUCCAGAGAACCCCUAGGCUCGAUUUUCUCAAUCUCUCCUGGAACAUUCUUCAAGAUAUACACCCAGAUACAUUUUUUCCCACUCCUCUUUUGGCAACAUUGGAUCUAUCCCACAACAACCUGAAAAAGCUGCCCCACCAACAAUACCUACUGCAAGCUAAAAACCUACAAUACUUGGACUUGUCAUCCAACUCGUUUGCAGUUAUGGCGCUUGGGGGUGAGUUUCUCAAACUCACGAAACUUAAGUGGCUUGGUUUAAGUGCGAGUUUAAUUCAGAACAACAACUUUGCUAACAUCUCUGAUCUUCAUCUUCAAACUCUCUACAUUAAUGCUGAAAAUCUAAAGGGGUACGAAAAUGGAAGUCUCACAGGUACAAAGGCAGACAAAAUAGUUGUCCAAAUACCCAACAGCGUACUUGAUCUUUCAAUAAUAAUUGACUGUUUGAUAUCCUUUGAAGAUGUAGAACUAAGGGGAUUAUACAAUCCACAAAACUUCCUUGAAAACCUUUUGACACGCCGAGUACGCAUUCAAACAGUUAAUUUGCAUUUAUCUUCUGUUUGGAGUACCUGGAAAAUAAUAACAGCUCUUACUAAAGAUACUUUCAUGUCAUCCAUAAGGCAAUUUAGCCUGUCUAAUAUUACCUUUCAUGAUAUGAUGGGUGGUGAUGUUGUGAACCAAAACUGCUCUUUAGAUUCCUUCAGUAUUAGACAGGCAUCAGUGACUGUGUUCCUUUUUGAUCAGCAGGAGCUAUAUGACUUCGUCAUCAAUAUACCUGCGAGAAAUCUAACCAUUGCCCAGUCACCAAUAGUCCAUAUGACCUGCCCACAUGUAACAAGCAUAAUACAGAUGCUUGAUCUGUCUGACUGUGUCCUAACUGAAGAAGUCUUUAAAGGUCCCCAAGGAGAAUGUAACAAUUUGACCAGUCUGGAGACACUGGUAUUGAAGGGAAAUAACCUUAGACAGUUGAUGCCACUAACUUUAAGAGUUCAACUGAUGAGCUCUUUAAAAUAUGUGGACUUUAGCCAGAAUUUACUGACUUAUGAGAAAACUCAGGGUAUAUGCACUUGGCCUCCUAAAAUCACCCAUUUGGAUUUAUCUUUCAAUGAGUUUUACCAGACUGUGUUUAAGUGCUUGCCACAUACUCUAGUUAAUCUCAAUCUCAAGAACAAUCACAUCAGUGCAAUUCCUGCAAAUAUCUCCACUCUGAACUUUCUUAAAGCUCUAGAUCUUACAGCAAAUCGUCUACUGGAUCUUCCAGGUUGCCUGGGGUAUCCGAAACUGCAGAAACUUCUGCUACGUGGAAACUUCCUUCAUGUACCAUCUACAGGUGCUCUCAAAACCUGUCCACACCUAACUGUUGUGGAUAUCAGUAUGAAUCCCUACAUCUGUACAUGCCCUUUGCAAGAAUUCACCCACCUUAUUGAUGACAAUGGUACACUGCGUUGGUCAAAUUCUUUGCAGAACAAAAGAAUCAAUGUGGCUCACUGGCCAGAGGGGUACCAAUGUAGUUACCCAGAAUACUUGAGGAAAGCAAUGCUUAAAAACUUCAGCCUGCCUGAGAUCACCUGCAAUGCUGUACUUCUAGCAGUAACUAUUUUGGUCCCAGCUAUGACUUUGGUCAUUGCUGUAGUUUUUCUAUGCCAAAAACUCGACCUACCUUGGUAUAUAGGCAUGAUUUGGAAAUGGACUCGUGCGAAGCACCGUGCCCGAACUUCCCAGCAACAAGAAGAAAAUCUUCAAGGAGUUUGCUUCCAUGCUUUCAUUUCCUAUAGCCAAAGAAAUGCCAGCUGGGUAAUAGGGCAACUCUUACCCAAACUUGAAGGUGAGGACUCUACGAGCAAAAAUCGACUGAGAGUGUGCCACCAUGAGCGAGAUUUCAUCCCGGGAAAGCCAAUCCUGGACAAUAUCCUCUGCUGCAUAGAACAAAGUAGAUGCUGCGUAUUUGUACUCUCCUCCCACUUUGUACAGAGUGACUGGUGUCACUACGAGCUGUAUUUUGCAAGCCACCAGUGGAUAACACGAGGUAUGGACAACAUCAUCCUUAUUCUACUAGAGCCAUUGCCUACAUAUCUUAUACCUUCUAAGUAUUACCAGUUGAAGGCAAUGAUGGCCAGGCGAACUUACUUAGAGUGGCCUCAGGAAAGUGCCAAACAGAGAAUGUUUUGGGCAAAUCUGCGUGCUGCGCUGCAGGCGGACCUACCUGAUCCUGUUGAAAGAGAAUGGGAAUGAGAGGACUGACUGACCAAUUUUAAAAAGAUAGAAGAUCAAAAAGUGCACCACAACAACUAAUUACUAACAAACAGAAUUUAAAAUAGUUGUAAGAUAAGCACUGUAAAUAGUGUAAAUAUUCAUUAAGUUCAAGACAGUUUAUUAUCAUUAUUUAUUUAUUUUUUUGGCCAAGUCUUGAUUUUAAUUCAAAAUUAAUUUAGUAUACAACCAUAUUAAGUAUGCAAGAAUAUUAAUUCAACCAAAUACAAAGACACAAUAAUGAAAAAAAAAGGAAUAAAACCGUUGUAUUAUACAUUAUGUUCAAGUCCAUGAUUAUUUAAGUAAUAUAUUUUAAGAAUUGGAACAAUUUUCAUAAGCAUCAUAC
This is a messenger RNA of Clarias gariepinus (North African catfish), 2905 nucleotides long. RefSeq names its product toll-like receptor 1 (gene tlr1). Gene Ontology annotation, molecular function: protein binding; transmembrane signaling receptor activity. Gene Ontology annotation, biological process: toll-like receptor signaling pathway; inflammatory response; immune response. NCBI's taxonomy places the organism in Eukaryota, Metazoa, Chordata, Actinopteri, Siluriformes, Clariidae. The record is from RefSeq and is a predicted model, not a curated record. The transcript has 2 exons. Gene Ontology annotation, cellular component: membrane. Bases 115 to 2541 code for a protein of 808 amino acids.